CUUAAUGGUAACAUCAGCUGCCGCCCAGGUUCAGCACAGCCGAUCCAGUCAGUCUGACAGGACGAGCAACCGGUGAGACUUCAGCAGCGAGGACCAAACCGCCGAAACUUCAUUGAAAGAACACCAUGAAGCGACUUUUCCUCACCCUCAUCAGCUUUGCUGCCAUCAGUUGUAUUUCCACUGCCGUGAUUACUGGGGCUUGUGACAAAGACCAACAAUGUGGAGGAGGCAUGUGCUGUGCUGUCACUCUGUGGCUUAGGAGUCUACGAAUAUGCACACCAAUGGGCAAUGAAGGGGACGAAUGCCAUCCUCUGAGUCACAAAGUACCAUAUAUUGGAAAACGAAUGCACCACACCUGCCCUUGUUUGCCAAAUCUCACUUGUGUGAGGUUUGAAGAUGGCUACUACAGAUGUUUACCACAGUUCAAAAUUGAAAAUGUCUUCUUUUAGCAAAUAUAAACAUCACUGUCAUCUUCAUUUUGUGAAAUUGUAGUCAGGCUGAUUGUUUAAAUUUAAGUAAAGACAUGUUGUGCUGGAGUAUUUUACCCAUUUGUCCAUCACCUUUUGGAGUGUGUCUAAAUGUACUUGCUGUUACAAAUUUCUGUUCAUAACAGAAGGAACUUUUCCUUUGUUUCUCAUAUAAAGCAAACAUUAAUACAAAAUAAACAUUCUUUGGGAUUCUCUGGGAAGGAGGGCAUCAAUAAUAGAGUGCUAUGGAUCAUGCAAAACAGCCGCACUCCCAGGUCAACAUUGUGAGUGUGCCAUUUCACAAAGGCAUUUCAACUGCUUUCAUUUUCAUCACCCAUAGGUACUAGUAGACAAGUUGUCAAGCUUUUCCACUUCAAAGAGUAUUGUUAAGGAACUAAUUUGCAAGCAGUGUAAUCUUUUACAUCUUUUCCAGUGAUUUGAAAUCAAAAUAUCCACAGGUGGAAAACUGGACCUUCUUAUUAAAAACACUUAUUUUGAUAAUUCACUCAUUUAUUAAUAAAACUAGAUGAAGUUAAAAC
Messenger RNA from Rhincodon typus (whale shark), 1006 nucleotides. RefSeq names its product toxin MIT1-like. The coding region runs from base 126 to 449 and encodes 107 amino acids. Lineage: Eukaryota; Metazoa; Chordata; Chondrichthyes; Orectolobiformes; Rhincodontidae. The record is from RefSeq and is a predicted model, not a curated record. The transcript is spliced from 4 exons.